Molecule: messenger RNA, 2940 nt
Organism: Xiphias gladius (swordfish)
Lineage: Eukaryota; Metazoa; Chordata; Actinopteri; Istiophoriformes; Xiphiidae
Product: zinc finger protein 391-like
Exons: 3
Coding region: 162-1736 (524 amino acids)
Biological process (GO): regulation of transcription by RNA polymerase II
Molecular function (GO): DNA-binding transcription factor activity; RNA polymerase II cis-regulatory region sequence-specific DNA binding
Source: RefSeq, a predicted model, not a curated record
AGAAGAAGAAGAAAGGGAAAAAACAAGAGGGAGAAGAAGAAGAAGGAGGAGGAAACAGAAGGAGGAGGAGAAGAAGCAGAAGCCCAAGUCGGAGCGCGAAGCUAGAAGAGUAACAUUAGCAGAGAUAUAGCAUUGAGUUAGAUGAGGUGAUUCCUUAUAAAAUGCCUCACUCCUGCGCCGUGAAGACGUGCGGAAAUAAAGCGAGGACCGGCUCCUGUUUGUCGUUUCACCGCCUUCCAGUGAGGGAACCCGAGCGGCUCAGACUGUGGCUGUUUGCCCUGGACAUCGAUACAAAUACUCCGCAGCCGGAGCUGAAGAAAUAUAUCGUGUGCUCGGAGCAUUUUGCUCCGGAGGACUACACAGCCAACGGGCAGCCGAGGACCGGAGCGACGCACCGUUUCCUGACGCCGACGGCCGUGCCGACCGUCGCCGUUUCCUCCCGCGCGCCGGAUCGGAGCGUGACGGAGGAUUUAGAAAACGUCAGGACCAAGCAUAUAUUAUUGGAUUCUCAUUCCUCUGAAGGCACAACGCUGGACUCUGAAGAACUGCCUCCCUCACUGCAGCAGUCUGGCAUUAAGGUGGAGCAGGUUCCCGUCCUGGAGCAAACGGAGAUCAAACCGCAGGUCAAAGAGCUGCUGCUGCUGCAGCAGUGUGACAUUAAGGUGGAGCGGGUUCCCGUCCCGGAGGUCAAACCACAGAUCAAAGACGAGCAGGUGGAUCAACACAUCAGUCCAGACACGGAGGCCUAUACUUCCGACAAUGCUGAAGUCAGACAUGGUAAAUCAGAGCCAGCCACCAAAUGUGAGCUCUUCCCAUCUUCCAACGCUGCAACUGUGAGUCUAAAUAAUGGCAUAGACGACAAAUGGAAUGGAAGUGACAGUUCUUUGUCGCCUCGUCGGAGUCACGGCAUCGAAGUCUUUGUGGAACUGGAACAGCCUCCGAGGGAAGAAAAGUCUUGCCAUGUUUGCGAUAAAAGUUUUAAGAGGGACUCUUAUCUGAUAAGGCACGUAGACAAGAGUCACAAAGGGCACAAGGCCUUUAAAUGUCUGGAGUGCAACAAGGAGUUUGACCAACGGUACCAGCUAGUUCUGCACAUAAGAAGUCACACAGGUGAAAAACCCUUUAGCUGUGAUUACUGUGGUAAAGCAUUUGUUCAGAACUCGAGUCGUCUUGCUCACAUGAGGGUGCAUACAGGGGAAAAACCAUAUUUCUGUGCUAAGUGUGGAAAAAGUUUUGCCACAAGCAAUCAUUUCAAAUUUUGCAAAAUGCAGAACGAGUGCAAAAUCGCACCAGAAAAAGGGAGCGCAGAUGAGAAUCUCAAAGAGGAGAAGGCCUUUAAAUGCUUUGAAUGCAACAAGGAGUUUGAUAAAAACCACCAGCUCGUUCGGCACGUGAGAGUUCACACGGGGGAAAAACCAUUCAGCUGCGAUUUCUGUGGUAAAACGUUCACCCAGAACUCGAAUCGCAUCGUUCACAUGAGACAGCAUACUGGGGAGAAACCAUAUUUCUGUAAUAAAUGUGGCAAGAGGUUUGCGAGUAGCCACCAUCUCAAACUGUGCACAGGGACACAACACAAAAGCUCAAACAAGUCGUUUCGCUGCACAACGUGUGGCAGAAACUUUCACACGGACUCAAACCUGAAGGUGCAUAUGGAGGUUCAUGAGUCGUGGCAACGACACAUCAGUGAGAAACUGCAAGGACGGGAGCUGGAAGAGAAAAAACUUCAAGCGGUCUGAAAGAACAUCAGAGUCUAUGUGGCACCGGAUACGUUUUCGAAAACUUGGGCAAACUUUUUAAAUCCAGCCAAGUAAGAUUAUGAUUUGAUUGAUUCAUGUGUCGUAAAUUAUUAUUUAUUUAUUUUUCACGGUGGAGAAGUGAGGAAAAAACGUCUCAAAAGGAGGUACACCUUCCCCCGUCCACGCUGUGAUAAUUUCCUUUAGGGGAAACCGAGAUCACGAGGGGAUGGACGGGAUGGGAAGAGGAGCGGCGAAGCAGCUAUGCCAACGGUCCUUUGAACUGCUCAUUAAGCCCCAAUUGGUGUUAAUACGUCCAGCUGUAAUAUCACUGCUGUUAUAACUGAGGUUGUGACUUCAAAGGUUAGAUGUGAAUCUAACGUACUUGUUCCUUACAAAAAGUCAAUCUGAUUGUCAGCAUCCGUCAGGUUUAUUUCUUGUCGUGCUGUUUGUCGUGGUAGAUGCUUCGGUAGACUCUAGAGGCUUGGUUUGGGUCAUUCCAGUCCUCUUUAAAUCGGUUAACGUAGUCAAAGCGUGUAUGUAGAUGGUUCGUCAUGCCAAAAUCUCACAACGCCGCCGGCCACUGAGUAUUACGGGUUCCGGGCCUUCCGAGGUAGGGCCAUCAUUUUGCCAAGUCUGUCUUAAAACAGCAGGUGCCGCCCGCAUGAACACUGAAACCGGCCAUCGAGAGAUCUCUUCCUACGAUGCUUCCAGUGUAAGUGAUUGCGGGGGGGGAAUGCACAGUUGUAUGCAAAGGUUUGGGCGUCCCAGUGAUUAAAAACGAUGAUCGUGGCAUCGCCCCACUCCUGCCUGCGGCCAGCCAUUCGAGCGCAGGGGGAGAGAGAGAUCUGUCUCUGAAGGUACUCCAGACAUUUUGCCCAAUAUCCUGAGAGGAGCCGUUGCUGAUGUGGGCCUGUAGAGCCCAUCGAGACGACGUGUGUGUUACCGGGUUACACAAAAUAGCCACGGCAUGGUUUGACAUGACAGUCUACCUGAUCUUCACGCAGUGCAAGUAACAAGCUGGAAAGAAACCAAGGAGGAUUUUUAUUUUUUUAUUUUUUUAAAUUGUGCUCAAUCUUAAAAGUUGUUCUCAAAGUUUGUCAGUGCUGUUGUGGAUGUUUGCAGCUUUAUAUUUUGUUUAUAAAACAAGUAAAACAACCAAUUAUUGCAAAGAAGGAAAAUAAAUCACAACAAAUUGUUUUCAUAA